UUAGAUAUUCGCAUAAGGCGAGUGAACGAAUGGCGUACAUAAUCGAGCGACGUAACGCGCUUGCGAGAACGUUAGAGAAGGGGUUGUCGAGCAGGAGGGUAAAGAAGUAACCGCGGGCUGACGGGUUGUUCAGUCGGUGGUUGCUCGGUAGUAACGGGCGCGUCCACGAAUUACGAGCUAACACGAUGGAGGCUGCGUUAAUUAUAACGAACAAGUGAUACGCGCCGUGUGUACACGGGGAUCGUGUCCUGGAUAUUCGUGUCCCGCGUAUCCCCUGUCGCGCACCCCUGCUCCCCCCUGUGUCCGUGCUUCUGUGUGCGUGCGGGUCCCUCUAACGGUAGUAGUUUGGCAUCUCGCUACAAAGAAAAGAAAAAAAGCAAAUAAGAAAAAAAAAGAAUAAAAAAGUGCAAUUGGACAAAGAGAAAGGCACAACGAACAAGAAAAUGUCGUCCACGUAAAUCGAAGGAAGGCGCUUUGGGAUAAAGAGAGAGAGAAAAAGAAAGAGAGAGAGAGAGAGAGAGGCAGUUCUCGUACACGGUGCAGUGGUUUACCCUGAGUCGUUGGUACGCGCAGCCUUUUGGUGUUGCUGGCUGACUUGACGCCUGCUUUUGCUAUUGCUGUCGCUGCCGCCGCCGUCGAACCGUCGCCGACGUUGCUGCAGCAGUUGCUAGCGAUACGAAAUGAACGGGAAAAAAAGAGAAAGAUCAUGUGUUAAUUGAGAGGGAGAGAAAGUGUGGGAGAGAAAGAAACAAAUGUAGCCUUCAUUGUUCCGUCGUCGUCGUUCUCGUCGUUGGUCGUCAUUUAUUGUAUAGAACGCUCUGUCAAUACGCGUUUCCCUAAUGCGAACCUAAAAAAGAAAAAGAAAGGAGAAAAUAUAAUAAAUGCGAUGUGCUCGUUGGCCACCAGUCAGCCUUUUAUUUUUUUACGCGCUUCUUCGUGUCUUCUUUUUCUUUUCUUUUUAGGAAGUACAUCUUUGCAUUGAAAUAAGCAACUCGCUAGAGAAAAGAAGUAAUCUUUUAUCCUUUUAAAAAAAAAAAAAACAAAUUCGCACGUUCGGCCGAUUACUUUAUAGGGUGCCGCUCGAGUUGCUUACUUCGAGGCAAUACUGUACUCAAGUAGGGCAAACUGCCGUCCAGUUCACCGUGGAUACCGUUGGCUUUUCUAUAUUAUUUUCCCUGGGACUUCAUAUAUUAUUUCGCUUCGUAUACCCUUUUCACUUGCUUCGUGCACGGACGUAUCAUUGCAUGUGCAUUACAUUUGUUUGCUGACCCCGAUACUGGGUUAUACAUGUACCGUUAUAAUUUUAUAAUAAUAUCACGGCUUUCAUGGAAAAAAUGAUAGAGGAAUAUUAGGACAGAAAAACAAAGAAUAGGAUGAAACAAAGGAAGGCAAAGAUAGAAAGCAGAAGGGCACUGAAAACGAAUGUAAUGAAUCGCGGGAGGGAAAGAGUGGCGAAAAGGAAAAUGUCAGGGUGGGAUAAGAAGGGGUAACUAGAACGUGUCACGGCGUAAAACAAUGAAGAAGAAGAAGAGGGUUUUUCGAUUUGUUACAUUCGUGUUCGAAACUACUUGACCCAUUGACGGGUCAAGAAGCUGAACAGAAAGGUGUCAAUGCGGAGGUCUCCUCCUUGUAAUGCUCAGAUCAGAAAACUUGAGAGCUUGGUGGUAAAAGAGAGAAAAUUAUUUAUGUACAUAUUUUUUAAUCAACGAAAAUGCGAUUAAUCAGGCUAUUUUUAUGUUUUUGAAAGAAAUUCGUAUAAAUUAAAUUUGUUCAUUUUAAUUUAUGUUGGCAAAUGUUCACAAGGACAACUGUAAUUUCCUCUUUCUGUAAAGAGAAAUCUCUUAGCAUCUUCCUGCUUACAUAUCCCGCGUUAUGCUUUUAGCGCUAAUAAGGGUAGAUAUUAGUAUCUUGUAUCUCCUAAUGUAUUCAUUAUUAUACAUUACGUAAAAUACUUCUGAUUCACUUCAAGUAUCAUUGAAAUCCUUCUUUCAUUCUUCAAAAGCUAUGUUAUUCGAUAAAAAUUAGUAUAAACAGUAUUCAAAUGGAAAGGAUUAGUUAUUAAUAGUAUAAAAAGUACGUUUAAUUGGAGCAUUUAGUAAGUGUAACCACCGCUUCUUGUGUUCAAUAUGCAAAUAUACGUAUAAUGCUGUAAAUAAGAUGCUUUUCACGUGCUUCUCGCUAGAAUAGAAGUUAGUCGGUAGUUUAGUAUGACGGCCGCCAAUAGCAGGCGGAUGUCCGUCAUGUUUCUUGCCUUUCCAGAAGGAAAAACACACAGGAAGACGAUGCAAAGGGAUCUAAACUCGUAACAGAAAGAACGCCUGGCCCGAAGGCGUUAAACCGGGAAGAGUAUAAUCGGGGUGCGAAGCGAUGUACGCAGCUGCGGGUGGUGCCAGUAUAGCGAACAGGAGGAAGCAGAAACGGUUGCAGCUUAACAAACGCGUCGCCGAGGGUACGAUCCCGUCGCGGUUGAAGCCGAUCCCAGCGGCUUCUUCUCAGCACCACCAACACCAACACCAACAUCACCACCACCACCACCACCACCACCAUCCCAGCAAGUUUGCUCGUCCGCACGUUGUUCCACCAUCUUCCACGCAACAACCACCACAACCACCGUCAUCUGCAUUCCAUCCGAGCAUCGAUCGACGGCGUCAUGUCGAGAAGUGUCAGCAGGUUGCACCGGUAUCACCGAUCCAAUUCCCUAUAUCACCUCCACCGUUGUCUCUUGAAUCGCCUAGUUCGGUCACCUGCGCCACUAAGUCCAAUAAUUUCCCUUUCCCGCCACCAUCGAUCCUUGAUCUCCGAGUUUCGCCAUCUUCAUUGGAGCUACAGUGUGGUGGAGGACCUGGUAAAGCAGCAUGGCAGGGGUGCAGCAGACCUUCCCCCCUUCCUUUGUCUCCUAUGUCGCCUCACGGAUGUCGUGGAGAUGGUUACAAGACAAAGCAAUGCGAGGCUCAUCGACGAUGGAUGAAAAGAAACAGGAUAAGAGACGCAAGCUAUUGCUAUGGAAGCAGUGGAGAAGAUGACGAAGAUGAUGGAAGCAGUAACGCAAACCGUCGUAGAGGAGAAGUUAGUGCGGCAGUGAAUACCGUACUUUAUGCGGGGCUGGGAACUACAGCGCUCGGAUUAGUUAUCUCGUUUGUCGGCACUGGAGAGAAAGGAUUCCUCAGUCCGGAAUUGAGGCUGGUGGGUCCUUCGCUACUGUGCGCCGGUUUACUGUGUUGCCUAUUUCGGGUGCUGCUCUGCCUCUGUUUAUGCCGUUGCGGUCAGUGCCGCUGGCGGUUUUGCCACGUUGCUUCUGACAAAAAGGAAAAAGUGAGGAAAACGGACGCGCGUCCGGCUGGAACAUUACCUACCGCCUCACUUUUGUCACCAGCGCAACAACAGCGACAACAACAAUCAGCCAUGCCUUCGAGUGGCGCUGCAUCAUCAUCAACAAAAGCACACGAGCUCUUGCUCUCUCCUGCCCAAUUACCAGAGUGAAAACAACCAUUAUGAACGUUUUCUACGAGAAUCUACACGCUGAUUAACUGCCGGUUCUUGUCUAAAAUAGAAUAUCUUGUUUCCAUUCCGACCUGAACCGUUUUCGCAAAAGAAAAAAAAAAAAAAAAA
Osmia lignaria (orchard mason bee) is the source of this 3609-nucleotide messenger RNA. RefSeq lists its product as uncharacterized. The record is from RefSeq and is a predicted model, not a curated record. Lineage: Eukaryota; Metazoa; Arthropoda; Insecta; Hymenoptera; Megachilidae.